AUGGCUAUGUCACUAAAGGAAAUCUACGAGAAAACAUCGGAGCACGAAGCAUUUUAUACGGGUGGUGAAAUACAGUGGACUAAAGAUGGUGCUAACUUUUUGUGUCAGUGUGAUGACCUUAUAAAGGUUAUUGACAUAAACACUGUUCGUAAUACAAAUACUUUUGGAUCCUCUGGAGACGGAGACGAAGAAACAGACCCAAUUUAUACAUUUCAAUUGUCACAUAAUAAUGAUACUGUAGUAAGCGCACACAAGAGUGGCCUUAUAAAGCUAUGGGACUUUGCCACUGGAUUGGUACAAAAGACUUGGAGAGCCGGUCACAAAGGAUCAGUGGCUAAACUAGCUUAUGAUGUUAAUGAUACAAAUAUAGCAUCAGGUAGCUCAGAUGGUAACAUUAGACUUUGGGAUUUAGUACAUUACACAUGUACAAGUAGUCUAAAGGGGUCUUUAGGUGUUUUUAGUGUGUUAAAAUACCACCCUGAUUCAUUAAAAAAUUUAAUUUUUGGUGCAGCAGAUGAUACUAAGAUAAGGUCAUGGGAUACAAAAACAGGAAAAGAAAAAAUGUUGUAUUCUGGACAUUUCAGCAAAGUCACUUCCAUACAAUUUACAUCAGAUGGUGAUUAUAUGGUGAGUUCUGGAAGAGAUAGAGUUCUGAUAUUGUGGAAAUUAACAGAAAGUAAGUCCUUGCGUGUUAUACCAGUUUAUGAGUGUAUUGAAACUAUGUUUCUCUUACCACUAUCAUUUAAAGUCCCAAACUUUAAUAAGAAGCUGGAUACAGAAGGUAUUUAUGUAGCUUGUGCUGGUGAGAAAGGAACUGUUAAAGUAUGGAAUGUAGCUAUGAGUAGGCUUAUGUUUGAACAAACUAAUAGCCUUGUUUCUCCGACAUCAGAAGAAGGUGGAUUAGCUAUAACGCAUUUACUGUUCAAUGAAGCAAGAAACAUCUUGUCAGUAGUCAGUGUAGAUCAUAACAUUAUUAUCUAUGAUUUGGAAACUUUUAACUGUAUGAAACAAAUAACAGGCUUUUCUGAUGAAAUCCUAGAUAUUGUAUUUAUUGGAAAUGAAGAGGAUCACGUUGUAGUUGCAACAAACAGCCAAGAUUUGAAAUUAUACCAGCUUGACAAUAUGAACUGUAAGUUAAUUAAAGGCCACACAGAUAUUGUUUUAGCUUUGGCUAAGUUUCCAACAAAUAAAGAAAUGUUUGUCUCUUCGGGAAAGGAUAAUUCUGUAAGAAUAUGGAAACUGAAUGUUUGCGGAGACAUUACUUGCCUUGGAGUGGGAAAAAGACAUACUGGUUCAGUUGGUGCUCUUAGUACAUCACAGACUACAUGCAGUUAUUUUGCUUCAGUCAGUCAGGAUAAUUGUCUUAAAGUGUGGUCUGUACCAAAAGAUUUUAAUGACACAGAAUCAACAUUAAUAUCCAGUCAUACUGAAUUGGCUCAUAAUAUGGACAUAAACUGUGUUGCUAUUUCCCCAAAUGACAAAAUUAUAGGUACAGGUUCCCAAGAUAAAACAGCAAAGUUGUGGACUGAAGACUUAACAAUGUUGGGUAUAUUAAAGGGCCAUAGAAGAGGUGUUUGGUGUGUUAAAUUUUCUCCUGUAGAUCAAGUUGUUUUGACAUCAUCUGCUGAUAGCUCUAUAAAAUUAUGGUCUAUAGCAGAUCUCAGCUGCUUAAAGACUUUUGAGGGCCAUGAGAGUUCUGUUUUAAAAAUAGAAUUUAUCAGCAAAGGUCAGCAGAUACUCUCAACGGGUGCUGAUGGCCUUUUAAAAUUGUGGAACAUAAAGACAUCAGAGUGUAAAAUGUCUUUAGACAAUCAUGAUGGUAAAGUUUGGUCCCUAGCAGUAAAUUUGAAUGAAUCUAUCAUUAUUACAGGAGGAUCUGAUUCAAAAUUAGUUCUCUUAAGGGAUGUCUCUGCAGAGAAAAGGGACAAAAUGAUAAGAGAACGAGAGGAAUUGAUAUUGCAAGAACAGGAAUUAUUAAAUUUACUGCACGAUAAAAAGUUAGUUAAAGCACUUAAACUAGCUUUAAGAAUGGAAAGACCUUUUCAUGUUUUAAAAAUUGUUAAUGAAGUGUUGAAAUUUGGUACAGAGAAGUUGUCUCAAACCCUUAAAGAAAUUAAUAACACGCAAAAGGAAACAUUAUUAAGAUUUGCUGCUGAAUGGAAUACCAAUACAAAGAACUGCCAAGCUGCACAACUAGUCUUUAAUAUAUUAGCGCCAGAAAUAAUAUCGGGUAACUUACAAGUGCCGUCGUUAUCUCGUUUUAUAGAAGGAGCACUGCCGUAUACAGAAAGACAUUUUGAGAGAUUAACGAAUUUACUUCAGGACCUUAAUUUCAUAUCGUAUACAGUAAAUUGUAUGCAACCCCAUAGUAUCAGAAAUUAA
Messenger RNA from Leptosia nina, 2382 nucleotides. The record is from the annotation of a GenBank genome assembly. Lineage: Eukaryota; Metazoa; Arthropoda; Insecta; Lepidoptera; Pieridae.